AUGUCUUUGUCCAUUACAGAGAGGGCAGGAAGCUUGGUUAAGGCCAUGAACCUUGAUGAAAAAGUCUCCAAUGUUGGAAGUGCUGCAGCUGGCAGUUCCAGGCUUGGUUUACCUGCCUAUGCUUGGCAAAAUGAAGCAUUGCACGGACUUGCAGGUAGUGUUGGAGUUCAAUUCCAAACUCCAUUAGGUGCCAACUACAGUGCGGCAACUAGUUUUCCAAUGCCUAUCAACCUGGGUGCCGCGUUUGACGAUGCUCUGGUCCAUGAUGUUGCCACUGUCAUCAGCACAGAAGCUCGCGCAUUCGGCAAUGCUGGCUUUGCUGGACUAGACUUCUGGACUCCAAAUAUCAAUCCGUUUCGUGACCCUCGAUGGGGAAGAGGGAUGGAGACUCCCGGCGAAGAUGCUUAUCACAUUCAACAAUAUGUUUACAACCUCAUCACCGGUUUUGAGGGUGGGCUCGAUGCCCAAUACAAGAGGACACUCGCGACCUGUAAGCAUUUUGCUGCCUACGACAUCGAAGCUGGCCGCACAGCAAAUGAUUUGAAGCCUACACUUCAGGAUAUGGCUGACUACUAUCUACCAAUGUUCCAAACUUGCGUUCGGGACGCCAAAGUAGCGUCCGUCAUGUGUGCGUAUAAUUCAGUGUACGGCAUUCCCGCUUGCGCCAGUGAAUACCUACUCAAAGACGUUCUUCGAGAUCAUUGGAACUUCACAGAUUCAUACAAUUAUGUCGUAUCAGAUUGUGACGCUGUGGAAAAUGUUUACGAUCCUCACCAUUACGCCGAUAGCUUGCCCCAAGCCGCAGCAGACUCCUUGAACGCCGGGACUGAUCUGGACUGUGGGAGCACAUACAACUACCUCAACGAGUCAGUCAAGUCAAACAUGACAAAUGAAGCUACACUUGACUUAUCCCUUACACGACUAUACGCUGCGCUUAUCAAAGUCGGUUACUUUGACUCACCUGCCGAGUACAAGUCAUUGUCUUGGGCUGAUGUAAACACUACCGAGGCGCAAUCCUUAGCUUAUCGUGCAGCAGUAGAAGGAAUUACUCUACUGAAGAACGACGGCACUCUUCCCCUACAGAAAAAUCUUGCCAAAAAGGUUGCCGUGAUUGGACCUUGGGCGAACGCUACUGACCAGCUUCAAGGCAAUUACGCCGGAACAGCGCCAUUCUUGGUCAGUCCGCUAAGCGUAUUCAAGCGCCAAUGGGUCAAUGUACAAUAUUCUCAGGGUGCAGAUAUCAAUUCACAGGAUACGAGCAAAUUCGCGGAUGCUCUCUCGGCGGCAAAGGCGUCCGAUUAUGUCAUCUACCUAGGUGGUAUCGACGGAAGUGUGGAAAAUGAGGGAAGAGAUCGAGAGUCUAUCACCUGGCCAGGGAAUCAGUUGGAUCUCGUCUCAAAUCUUGCUAGCCUCGGCAAACCCCUGGUGGUUUUACAAUUCGGUGGUGGACAAGUUGAUGAUACAACUCUGCUCCAGAACAAAAAUGUCAGCGCCAUACUUUGGGCAGGGUACCCGGGUCAGGACGGUGGCAACGCAGUUUUCGAUGCUCUUACCGGUGUUGCGCCUCCAGCUGGACGAUUGCCGAUUACCCAAUAUCCAGGAAGCUAUGUCAAUGGGAACAGUAUCUAUGACAUGAACCUGAGGCCUUCUGGCGGUAUUCCGGGAAGGACGUAUAUGUGGUACAGUGGGAAACCUAUCAUUCCUUUUGGGUAUGGAUUACACUAUACCAACUUUUCAGCUUCCUGGAAGUCCGUGCCCAAGAAAACAUCAUUCGACAUAGCAUCACUGUCUAAGGGUGCCACUGGCUUUAAGGACCUGGCCAAGUUUGCAACAUUGUCUGUCAACGUCCGGAAUGUUGGAAGCAGGUCAAACCUUGCGUCUGAUUAUGUUGGGCUCUUAUUUUUGUCAUCUACAAACGGCGGACCGGCGCCACAUCCAAAGAAGCAGCUUGUAUCAUAUGGUCGGCUGCACAAAAUUGGCGUUGGCUCAACGCAACAACUGGAUCUCACAGUGACUUUGGGUUCACUAGCAAGAGCAGAUGACCAAGGCAACAAGUACAUAUACCCAGGGCAAUAUACCCUUGCCUUGGAUGUGGACGGGAAAGUCAAGUUCACCUUCACAUUGACCGGCAAGAAACUUCUCAUCGAUUCUCUACCCCAGGUACACGACACACAGCUUACGAAGCAGGGGUCUUGA
This is a messenger RNA of Pochonia chlamydosporia 170, 2196 nucleotides long. RefSeq names its product beta-xylosidase. Gene Ontology annotation, molecular function: alpha-L-arabinofuranosidase activity; xylan 1,4-beta-xylosidase activity. The record is from RefSeq and is a predicted model, not a curated record. Gene Ontology annotation, biological process: arabinan catabolic process; xylan catabolic process. Bases 1 to 2196 code for a protein of 731 amino acids. NCBI's taxonomy places the organism in Eukaryota, Fungi, Ascomycota, Sordariomycetes, Hypocreales, Clavicipitaceae. The transcript has a single exon. Gene Ontology annotation, cellular component: plant-type cell wall.